AUGUCAGACGUCGAGAUCAAUCUGAAAGCACUUCAAAAAAGACUCGUGCAUUUGCACUCCAGUCUCUCCACUUUUGAAGGUUCACCGUCUUCUUUAUUGUUCGUGGUUGGAUCUAGCGACGAGGAAGAUCCUUACAAGAAAAGCACGAUUUUGCACAACUGGCUUCUUGGUUAUGAGUUUCCGGCUACUUUGAUUGCCCUCGUUCCCGGAAAAGUUGUCUUCUUGACCGGUGCAGGUAAAGCCAAGCAUCUAACAGGAGCAGUUGACCUUUUCAAACAAUCGCCAGAUUUGGAAUUGGAAUUGUGGCAAAGAAAGGCCAAAGAUGACGAACACAACAACAAACUAUUUACGGACGUUGUACAACUAUUGAAAGAUGCUGGAAAGACGGUGGGUACUGCCGUUAACGACGAAUAUCAGGGCAAAUUCAUUGCCCAGUGGAAACCACAUUGGGACGAAGCAUUGUCAAAAGGAGACCUUGAGGCCAUUGAUAUCGCGCCUAGUCUUUCACGCGUGUGGGAAAAGAAAGACGAGCAAGAAAUCGCAUUCAUCAAGGUGUCAAGUAAAGGUAGUGAUCAGUUUAUGAACUUACUGUCGGAUGAAAUGGUUACCGCAGCGGACGAAGAGUUGAAAAUUACUAACGCCAAACUAUCGGACAAAAUUGAAGCCAAGAUUGACGACGCGAAGUUCUUAAAAAAAUUGUCUGGUGAACUGGCUCCAUUGUGUCCGCAGGAUGAAAAAUUUGACGUCAACCUUUUGGACUGGGCCUAUUCUCCAAUCAUUCAAUCGGGCAAAAAAUUUGACCUCAAAGUCUCCGCACGUUCAAGCAAUGACCAACUUCAUGGGAAUGGCUGCAUUCUCGCUUCUUGCGGUAUCCGCUACAAGAGCUAUUGCUCUAAUAUAACUAGAACAUUCUUGAUUGAUCCAACUGAUGAAAUGGCUGCAAAUUACGACUUUCUGUGCACCGUGCAGAACCAAAUCAUUACAUCAUUUCUCAAGGUCGGCCAAACCCCUCAACAGGUUUACGAGGCCACGGUUGAUUACGUGAAAACCCAAAAACCUCAUUUGGUAUCUGCUUUUACUAAGAAUGUUGGCUCUCUCAUUGGUUUGGAGUUUAGAGAUUCGCAGUUUGUCUUAAAUGCUAAAAAUGACAAAAGAGUAAUUUCAGGCGGCGACUGCUUCAACAUUUCUUUAGGUUUUAACAACUUGAAGGAUUCAGAAACUGGAAACAAUUAUGCUGUUCAAAUCGCGGAUACAGUUUUAUUGGGUGAAUCCGACGGUGCGGCAGCUGUGCUCACCAGCUACACCAAACUCAAGGCUCAGGUUUCAUUCUAUUUCAAUAACGAAGAGGAGGAGAAGCCUGCCAAGGUAAAGGAAGAAAAUGAUCUUGGUUCCCCUCCAAUUUCGAUUAAACAAGACGGCGGCUCCAAGAUCUUGAGAUCUAAAUUACGUGGUGAAGGCCGCGUUCAGGAAGAUGGUCAGAAGGAGCAGAUUCGUAAGGACAAUCAGAAAAAGCUCCAUGAGAAACUGCAGAAGAACGGUCUUUUAAGGUAUAGCGCAGCAGACGCUAAUGGGUCUGGCGAUCAACCAGAACUUCAGUUCAAGAAAUUUGAAUCCUACAUUAGAGACACCCAAAUUCCAAACAAUGUUCGGGACCUAAGAAUUCACGUUGAUUGGAAAAAUCAAACCAUAAUUUUGCCGAUCUAUGGUCGUCCUGUCCCUUUCCAUAUCAACUGUUAUAAAAACGGUUCCAAAAAUGAAGAAGGCGAAUACACAUAUCUCAGAUUGAACUUUCAUUCCCCGGGUAUUGGAGGGAUUUCAAAAAGGACCGAGGAGCUACCAUAUGAAGACUCUCCUGAUAAUCAGUUCGUGCGGUCUAUAAGUUUCCGAUCUAAAGACGGGGACCGCAUAAGUGAAGUCUUCAAACAGAUUGCAGAUUUGAAAAAGGAAGCCACCAAAAGAGACCAGGAAAGGAAACUCCUGGCUGAUGUCGUUGAGCAGGCCAAACUAGUGGAAAAUAAAUCCGGAAGAACCAAAAGAUUGGAUCAAAUUUUUGUCAGACCUAGUCCCGACGCGAAAAGAGUGCCAGGUACCGUCUUCAUCCAUGAUAAUGGUAUACGUUACCAGUCCCCUUUGCGCACUGAUAGUCGCAUCGACAUCCUAUUCUCCAACGUGAAGAAUCUAAUUUUUCAACCAUGCAAAGGUGAAUUGAUCGUCAUCAUUCAUGUUCACCUAAAAAACCCAAUUCUGUUAGGUAAGAAAAAGAUCCAGGAUGUCCAGUUCUACAGAGAGGCUUCUGACAUGGCUGUUGAUGAAACUGGUACCGGCAGACGUUCUAACAUGAAGUUCAGAAGGUAUGGAGACGAAGACGAACUGGAGCAAGAGCAAGAGGAGAGAAGAAAAAGGGCAGCUUUGGACAAAGAGUUCAGGUAUUUUGCGGAAGCUAUCGCUGAUGCGUCUGAUGGUUUGGUGGACCUUGAUACUACAUUCAGGGAGUUGGGUUUCCAAGGUGUGCCUAGUAGGUCUGCCGUGUUCUGUAUGCCUACCAGAGACUGUCUUGUUCAAUUGGUUGAGCCUCCUUUUCUCGUCGUAAAUUUAAGCGAAGUGGAGAUCUGUGUUUUUGAAAGAGUUCAGUUUGGUCUCAAAAACAUAGAUAUGGUCUUUGUCUACAAGGACUUUGCAAAACCCGUUACUCAUAUCAAUACUGUGGCCAUAGAAGAAAUCGAGUUAUUGAAGUCGUGGUUGACAGAUGUUGAUAUUCCUUACGCCGUGUCGACUAUCAACUUGAAAUGGUCGAGCAUCAUGAAAUCAAUGCAGGAGGAUCCCCAUCAAUUUUUCUUGGAAGGGGGCUGGUCUUUCUUGGUGGCCGGUUCUGAUGAUGAAAUGUCGGAUGAGAGCGAAGAGGAAAUCAGCGAAUACGAAGCUUCGGACGAUAAUCCUUCUGAUGAAAGUGCAGGUUCGGAGGAAGACAACUAUUCUGAAGACAUGAGUGAUGACGCUAGUGGUGCCAGUGGUGAUGAAAGUGAAGAAGAAGAAGAAGGCGAAGACUGGGAUGAGCUCGAAAAAAAGGCAGCAAGAGCUGAUCGCGAGAGCAGACAGAAUGAGUGA
Molecule: messenger RNA, 3105 nt
Organism: Lachancea lanzarotensis
Lineage: Eukaryota; Fungi; Ascomycota; Saccharomycetes; Saccharomycetales; Saccharomycetaceae
Gene: SPT16
Product: LALA0S06e07184g1_1
Exons: 1
Coding region: 1-3105 (1034 amino acids)
Biological process (GO): transcription elongation by RNA polymerase II; positive regulation of transcription elongation by RNA polymerase II
Cellular component (GO): FACT complex
Molecular function (GO): nucleosome binding
Source: RefSeq, a predicted model, not a curated record